AGUGCGCGAGUGCGCGAGUUCAUGACUUGAUUGAAAAAAAAAUACAUCAGUCCAAUUCAUGAGCAUUAGAAAAAUUCUAUAAGACUUAUUUGUCUCAUUUGCCACCAUUUAAUCAAGCAAUCAUAUAAAUACAUCAGAUGUUGUAGAUUUGCAAGUGUAAAUGAUCAUUUAUGAAAACAAAGUUAAUUGACAGUAAUGCAAAAAUAGAGUGGCAUUUGUGGAAUGUUUUUGUGUGGAACUUUCAUUUGCUGGAUUGUACUGGAAUCUCCAAUUCCUGUAAUUUCCCAGGAACAUUGUUAUCCAUGGAAUGCUAUAAACAGAUGAUGUCUAGAUUGAUUGAUCCAGUGAAUUGUUUACUAAAAGAAGAAUGGUGAAAAUCUUGGUUAAAGUCAUUGGAGAUGAUGUUUUGAAUGUUUUUUCACUGUUUUUAUUUCUAUUUCUGGGGGAAUAGAAUGGCUUUGCUGGUAUCACGGAGAUGAUUUAUGAAAGUGUGUCUAAUUUGUAGGGCAAUUCUUAGACCACUGACUGUGCAAUUCAGAAUGCAAUUGAAUUGCUGAUUUCAUUGAGGUUAUGUCGUCAUAUGUGGUUUUGAGCAGGUCAAACUAGUCUCACCUGGUAAGGAUAAAUAAAUUGGUGGAAUUAUGGUGAUCGGGGAAGGUGAUUUCGAAGAUAAAUUGUAGUCAUGUAAGGCAGUGAUGAUGUUGGUCUCACAGCGGAAGAUGAAGCAGAUUGGAUUCUUCGCUUUGUGUAUUUUGCUCGUUUUCGGAUUCUACGAGACUGUUGUAAAAAUGGAAAAUGGGCGGCGUGGAAAUAUUCGCAGCAGAUUAAUACCAAACAAUGAAGACCGGCCUCUGCAGGAAAGUCUAGAGAAUUACGAGGACUCCUCCAUUGUAAAAAAUCAAGUGAACGAUCUCGCUGAGGCUAACAAAAAAAUCCAACAAUUGGACGAAAAAUUGCGUAACAUAGAGGCUAAAGUCAAUAACAGAAUACCGAAAAACUUUCCAACGGUGAAAUUUCUCAAUUACAAAAAUCGUAAGAGGAUAUUGGUUACUGGUGGUGCUGGAUUUGUUGGUUCCCAUUUGGUGGACCGUCUGAUGCUUGAAGGACACGAGGUCAUAGUAGCGGAUAAUUUCUUCACCGGAAGAAAACGAAAUGUCGAGCAUUGGGAUGGACAUGAGAAUUUCGAGUUGGUUCAUCAUGACAUUGUGAGACCACUUUAUCUUGAGGUGGAUGAAAUUUAUCAUCUGGCAAGUCCUGCUAGUCCACCGCACUACAUGCUCAAUCCGGUUAAGACAUUGAAGACUAAUACCAUUGGAACUAUUAACAUGCUAGGUCUUGCAAAACGAGUUGGCGCAAGAGUUUUGAUCGCAAGUACUUCCGAGGUGUAUGGAGAUCCAAUGGAGCAUCCACAAUCAGAAACUUAUUGGGGUCAUGUGAAUCCUAUCGGGCCCCGGGCAUGUUACGACGAAGGUAAACGUGUUGCUGAGACCCUAAGUUAUUCUUAUAUGCGACAAGAAGGCGUGGACGUGCGAGUCGCAAGGAUUUUUAACACAUUUGGACCGAGAAUGCAUAUGAAUGAUGGAAGAGUGGUAUCCAAUUUUAUUUUGCAAGCACUUCAGAACGAUUCUAUCACUAUUUACGGUAAUGGGAAGCAGACAAGGUCAUUUCAGUAUGUCUCCGAUUUAGUAGACGGCUUGGUUGCAUUGAUGUCCUCGAAUUAUACUCAACCGAUUAAUCUCGGCAAUCCAGUCGAGCAUACAAUCGAAGAAUUUGCAAUCAUCAUAAAAAAUUUAGUGGGAGGAACUAGCAAAAUAAUCGAAUUGGCAGCAGUGGAAGAUGAUCCUCAGAGAAGGCGACCCAACAUAAGUCGAGCGAAGAGAUUUCUCAAUUGGGAGCCAAAGGUGUCUCUAACUGAGGGUCUCACAAAAACUAUAUCGUACUUCGAAAAAGAAUUGAAAAAAACAAAACAUUCGCAGGGAGAUGUUGUGAGAAUUCCAUACGUUAAUGAUCAUGACAUUGUAGAACAAUUAUAAAUUGUUGGAAAAAACGACAUGGAUGUCAAGAGAUGUGGGAAAAUAGUGCCAAAAGACUAACAAAGUAAUUGCAUCGUUUUGAUGAGUGAGUUUCAUGACUGAAUAUGUUUACCUGCGUCCAUCCUAUUUUUCAUUGUAAUUCAUUGUAAAUAAUAUGCUGGAGAGAAUAGAUAGUAUGUUAUAUGGUAAAUAUGAAAAUCGUUUUGGAUUUAUCUAAAGAGAUAAUUAGCGGUAAUGGGUGAAGCGCGUGGGCUGUAUGACAGGGCGCGUGGUCGUCUCUCUCAGUGAGUGUAAUCGUGUCAUCCGGGACGGUUUUACCACCACAAUUUCUCAUUUAUCCUAGAAAUCGUUGACUUUACUUGUUCUCAAUGUACAACAAAUGAAUUUAUGGUUUUUUAAUUGAAACAUUUAAGGAUUUGAAUAAUUGCAACUGUUCCCCCUUGGAAGAGCAAUUUUUACUGAAUAUUCAUGUGAGAAACUAGUGUUUGCAUAGAAAAAAAAAUCGAAAGAACUUCUCUCCGCGACUUUUUAAAAAAAAAAAAAUUGUGCAUUUUUUGGAGAACUAGUGAUUUAGAGAUUAAAAACUUAGUUGUUUUUUCAUCUGGGGAAAGCAAAAUAAAACUACCUCGUUUCAUAAAAUUGAACGUAGAACCCAAAUUCAAUUUCGAUAAUCAAAGAGUUAAAAAUCCAGAAUAAGAUCGUAAAAAAUCAGUAUUUUAGAUUUUACAACAACUUUUAUUAAUUUUAUAAAGCUUUAUUAAAUCUUCCUUUUUGAAAUCUUCCAUUUUUGUCAUUACAUUUCUUUUUUUGCAAUUACUUCAUUAUUUAUCACUCACAAUUAUUCCUCAUUUUCUCAUCAUUCGCAUAAAAAACCCACGGGUUUGCACAAUACGUAAGUUCCCUAAGGUCGAGUGAAAUAUCCACAGCUACUUGACACAGUUGCAUGAUCUCCUCGCUUCAAUUCGCCUCAACUUAUUAAAAUUUCGUGAGUGUACGUAAAUCGUAAUAUCGUCCGUUCAAUCUACUUAAUCGUCAAAAGUUUCUUUAAAAAUUUCACUCAUUUCAUUCUGUAGAACGAUAAGACCAUUUAUUCUUUGCAUAUUCAUUGUCCCCGGGGUGAAAUUUUCCCUCGGACAAAACUCCCAUCGAUUCCUUAUCUCAUGCUAUAAAAGAAUACCCUUCCUUCCGUUCUCUAUACAUUCUAAUGAAACUUUGACACGAAAUUUUUCCAAUCGCAAAAAAAGUAUUUCGUUUUUUUUCUUCCCAAUAGAAAAUUUGUAUUUGUUCAAAUUUGAUUUUCCACGUUUUGUAAAACUCAAAUACCUUAAAUAAUUGAAAUGCUAUUAGCAUGUAUCCAUGUACGUAUGUAUGUAUGUACUUUCCAAAAGUCUUGUGUACAUAGGCUCAAGAGUCUAGGGAAUUCACCAAUUUUUCAUCGACUAUACUUCAAUGAGUUCUGUUCAUCAAUAUUAAUUGAAAUAAAAUUUAUCACACACUUUAUGAACUAUUAAUGUUUUAAAAAUCGAUUUUUCAACGAUUUCUCAACAAUUUACUGAAAUGUGUUUAAUUAUAGUUUGAAAACUUGGGAGGGAUACACGUCAUUCAUUCAUGCGAUUACAACAAUUUCUUUUGAAGUAUUUUUUUUAGUCAGAUCGUAAUGAGUUCAUUCUGAUGAACUCUUGAUUAAGCGGAGAGAUAAUUAAAACAGAACUACUAUCCAUUAACUGACAUCACAGCGUCUGCCGAUUUUUCCAUAAAACGAAAAAUCGAAUAGAAAAAUCUAUUUCACUAUUAUCAUUCUAAUUGAUGAAUCUCAUACAUUCAUUCAUUCUCAAUAUAAUCCCAGUUGAAUUCAGUUUACAUCUUGAUUAUAUCCCGAUUACCAUCGUACAAAAAAAACCGUUCGCGAAUUUUUACGAAUUACGAUUUAGCGGACCUGAAAAAUAAUUUGAAAAAAUAAGAUAGGAGCAAAGAAUAGAAAUUAAUUGAAAUUCCAAAAUAUGCAAUAAUGACAGAAUAUUGAACCGAACAUCCACUGGACAUAACAUUGUUAAUUUAUUAUCAAUUAAUCAACUCGUUUGAAUUUUCAAUGAAAAGAUGUUUACGUUAAAAAAAUUUGAAGUUAUGUCGGAGGAUAAUUGCAGGUGUUGAAGUGAAAAAAGAGUAUGUGUAAUAAGUGUGUACAAUUUGUGUAAAAUGGGCAGAUGUUUGGAGGUGAGGCUUGAAAAAGGUGAAAGAGUGAGAGAGUAAGGAGAGGGUGAGUGAGGGAGUAAGAGAGAGGAGGAAAGGCGCAAGCGGCGCAUAGCAGUUCUCUGGAAGUUGAGAGUUGAAUUUUCUGUUCUCGCUCUAUAACUCUACACGACUCGGUCUUGACUCUUCAGUUUAGUAGCGACCGCCGACGAGGUCGCUUUCCACCGGUCCAUCAGCCUUUUCUCCCAGUUUUCAGUGACUAGCCUCCUCCAGGUAGAAUAUACAUAUAGUGCGGCACGCUCAUUCCACGUGUACUCUCAAAUCAAAUGCAAUUGUCAGAGGGUCCUAUUUUAAACUCCAUCUCAUGCGGAUAAACUUCUUCAAAACAUUAUUUCAAUUAACCAAUGAGAAUCAUUCAUUUGUUCAGUCACAGGUAUGAAUGAUUUUCAUAUUUAUAUUUUAAAAGUGCAAGUGUUGUUCAAUUACUCAUGUUACUAUCUUUAAGGACAUCGUUAAUUUAUUCAUUUUUAUACAACAAAAUUGAAAAAUUUAUCAGAGGAUUGGUGGUGACAUGAUGAUGCGAACCGGUGAAAUUUAGAGCAGACGACUGUCCAAAGGCGAGUGCAAGGAUAACCCGAG
This is a messenger RNA of Fopius arisanus, 4862 nucleotides long. RefSeq names its product UDP-xylose synthase (gene Uxs). The transcript has 6 exons. Gene Ontology annotation, biological process: D-xylose metabolic process. Bases 696 to 2033 code for a protein of 445 amino acids. Gene Ontology annotation, cellular component: cytoplasm. Lineage: Eukaryota; Metazoa; Arthropoda; Insecta; Hymenoptera; Braconidae. The record is from RefSeq and is a predicted model, not a curated record. Gene Ontology annotation, molecular function: NAD+ binding; UDP-glucuronate decarboxylase activity.